Messenger RNA from Aspergillus ruber CBS 135680, 1069 nucleotides. Its product is annotated as carbon-nitrogen hydrolase. NCBI's taxonomy places the organism in Eukaryota, Fungi, Ascomycota, Eurotiomycetes, Eurotiales, Aspergillaceae. The transcript is spliced from 3 exons. Bases 17 to 1069 code for a protein of 350 amino acids. The record is from RefSeq and is a predicted model, not a curated record. Gene Ontology annotation, molecular function: catalytic activity.
GAAUCAUCGACCUAUAAUGCGGUUCUCAAUAAUCCUGGGCUUGGUUGGCAGUUGUGCUGCGAGUCUGCUGCAGCAUGCCAACCAGACAGCCAACUAUGAUAACCUGACCGUUGCAGUUGUGCGCGCACCGCCGGCAAACUGGCCCCUCCCGCUCAUGAGCAAUAACAACUGGACAGGAGUUGAAUUUGACUUGAAUGCGACGGUUUCCAAGGGCGUCAACCUUAUCAAACAAGCAGCAGGAAAUGGUGCUAAUCUUGUUGUUUUUCCUGAGUUAUGGUUUCCGGGCUAUCCCAAAGGAAUGUCAGAUAAUGUUUCCAUCGCAAGUCAUAUCAAGAACUACGUCCAAAACUCUCUUACUCUGAAUAGCCCUCAAUGGAAUCGACUGGUAUCUGCCGCGAAGACCAAUGGAGUCUACGUCGUCCCCGGAUUCUCCCAUCGAGAAGGAAACUAUAUCUACAUGGCACAGGCAUUGAUUUCCCCAGAGGGAGAAAAUAUUUAUCUCCGCCACAAGUUGAGGCCAUCCGGCGGUGAAAGGACUAUCUGGUCUGAUGGUACCCUGAACGAAUUGAAAGUGAUUGCUACUCCGUACGGUCGAUGGGGUAUUCUUGAAUGCUGGGAACACUUUCACCCAGCAAUGACCUUUAAUGUUCAGGCGCAGACAGAGACGCUCCAUAUUGCAUCUUUUCCUUAUACACCCGACUAUGGUGACUCGGACGCAGCAGACUGGCAAUCCGCUGAGGUGAAUGUUGCAGCAGCACGAACAUACGCUGUAAACGCACAAGCUCCAUUGGCAUAUGCAUCCGUUGGAAAUGUGCGAUUCAUUACCAGCGGAGGACUCGAUAUCGAUGUGGUGGACGCAUCCGAGUCAUUCGAUAAGACUCCGUUGGCUUACACCUCUUUCAACACGACAGGUCUGGCCGAUACCGUGCCGUACACCACAAAUGGGGAGCAGUCGUGGGGGAUCUUGCAGCAGAUUAACGCCGGCUUUCCGUCGUACAUCCCGAAGGUUAUGGGAGAUUUUGUGGCUCGGAAUAUGGUGAAGAUUUCUGACCGUUUGCAAGCCAAAUGA